Molecule: messenger RNA, 6155 nt
Organism: Drosophila yakuba
Lineage: Eukaryota; Metazoa; Arthropoda; Insecta; Diptera; Drosophilidae
Exons: 4
Coding region: 3487-4443 (318 amino acids)
Source: RefSeq, a predicted model, not a curated record
UGUAAAUAUUGAAAUUUUGGCGAAAAUCGUUUUCACUGAAGGCGUUGUUCCUGUUAGGGAGGUCUGCCUGUGUAAGCUGUGAUGGUUGCUCCUGUGUUUUUCUUUUCGCGACUAUCCCAAGACGGACGCGCAAAUUCUGGGCAAAUUGUUUGGGCCAAGUCGCCAGAAGGGGUUGCCCGCAUUCAGGUCCACGUCCACAUCCGCACACAGCGUAUCCCCAACCGAAUCUGGUGCCACAUCCGCGGGUCCCCAAAGUUUGCUUGACUCUGGCUUAAAUACGAAUUUGCCUAAAUCAACAAACGGCGAGAACAGAACAUUUUGUGUGUCUUCUUUGCAUUUGAAAAGUAAAAAGUAACAAGAUUUCAUUGUGGCUCAUAUUGUCCCGUCUAUUUGCAUAUCUUGCGCGUGGCUUUAUAGCGCUAUAUACGGGCGUAAAUAGAUAUAUAUACAUAUAUAUGUAUAUACCGACCUUUAGUAUUAUAUAGUCAAGCCACAAAUGUAAAGAAAAAACAAAAACAGGUUCAUUUAACUCACGUUUUGAACUUUCAGCGAUUGAUCGUGAUUUUUAUUGUGGUUUCUAUUUCUAUUUCUCUUGCUGUUUUUGUUUCUGUUUCUGUUUGCUGUCAUUUGCAUGAGUCAACCACGAGUGAAAAAAGACAAUUUCUAAACAAAUAAAUACUAUUAAGUGCCAUGCGGUCUUAAUGUUGUUAUAUCGUUUGUAAAUACAAACAGUUGGAUAUGUUAAUUUGUAAGCCAGUUUUAAACACCAUAUUUAUAUAGGUAAUGCAAAGAACUGUGUAAUUUGUAUUUUCCAUAAAUGAAAGUCUAAGAAAUAGGUCAUCAAAGUGGCAAUAAAUCAUGGCAAAGACAUUUUCGAAUCCGUAUUCCAAACAUUUUUCACGGAAAGCCACACAGAAAAAUGCCAUUUUGGUCAACUGAAAAUCAUGAAGUAAUCAACUUAAAGCGAAACUUUGUCGGCCAAAACUUUUGCAGAUACCACGAUACUCACAAUCAGAUACACAGAUAAAUGGGCUCCAGCUACAAACUUGGCCAUAAUUGAGCAAUUUACACCACAACAAGGACAGUGGACAGUGGACAGUGGGAAAGUGGGAAAGUGGGUGGAUUUUUUGGGUGGAUUUUCUUCAUUUCAUUUCGUUUCAGUUUUUGCGUGUCUUUUGGGUGUCUAGAAGGUCAGUUUGCAAGACGAAUCGGGGAAAGUUUGCCCCGGAGCAUCAAACAGUGCUGGAAUGUGAUAAAAAUGCCGAGAUUAUGUAACCGAAAUACUUUUAAAUCGAAAUCGAGCAAUAUAAAUUCAUGGCUUAGACACUUGAAAAUGCCAACGUUGGGUGGAACACUACUUGGGGUGGCCCAUGGCUAUAAGAAAUGUUGGGGCAAUUGGGUGGCUUUUCCCCACUGGGAAAUGGGAAAUGGCAAAUGGGAAAUGGGAAAUGAAAUAUCGUGAACACAUGCCGAAAGAGAGGGCAACAGACAAAGGGACAGAGAUGGAGAUAGAGAAUGGAGCAUGGAGCGACAUGGAGCUGAGUUUGCCAUUUUUCGGUUUGGCUCUAAACAAUAUUUUAUACUUACGAGCAUAUACUGGCCGAAGAUAUUUAUUAGUUUGUUGUGCGCAUCGCUCCCAAAUUCAACUGCACAUUCGAAACUCCUUUUUACGAUGCCUUUCGGCAUUUACAUGCGAAAUAUCUUAAGUCCCUGCCAUUAAAACUCAAACGAAUUGCGAUAAGAUCGUCAUCGGCAUCGGCGUCCGUUAGUCGACACCUUAAUACCUUGAUAGUCUGCGAUGUCAGAAAUGAGUAAAAAAAAAAGUAAAACAAAAAAAAAACGAAAAGUGAGGGAAGUGUUUCCUCGUAAAUUCUUACAUUUAUUAAUUACGCACGCAGUUUGACGGACUCUCGAGAGUUUAAUCAGCCAAAUUGAUGAUGGUGUUAACCCUUGAGUGUCUGCUGUGCUUUUUGCACCUCGCGCACUCCACACAGAAAUCUUACUUAAUCCCAUAUAUGAAGUGCCAACGAUCGAUCAAAGGUUUGUGUAUCGCAGGUAUUUGCAUUAUAAGAUUGAUCAUUAAUUAUGCCAAAAUUGAGCAACAUAUUCAUUUUGUUUCAUUAAUCAAUUAAGAGUGUCACUUCGCUCAACAUUAAUCACUUCAAGCAAACAAAAUCGGCGCGAUUGUAUAUAUUAUUUGAUUUUUGUAUUGUUUGUUACUUUUCAUAAUAAAUAAAUAGAAUAUAUGGAAAGCUUAGCACAUACUAGGCACUAUUAAACAAGCUUGCCCUGUCAAAUUAAUGUCAUCACAAACAAAAGCCGAGUAAGACAUAAAUAUCCAACCCAGCGGAUGCGAUGGAUACCAGCUGAAGUCUGAAGUCAGGAAUCCGAUGUCUGGCAUUUAUCACACACUCGUGUCCCCAUGGGUUAAGCAAUUAGGGGCAGCUGGAGACGCCCACACUGGGCAGCCAAAUCGAUGGCCAAAAGGAGAAAAGCCCCCUGAAUCUGAUAGCAAUGUGGGACGAUGACGCGACUGGUCAAUGAACCAUGUCGAUGGCAGUCAGUUGGGGAUCGGAAUCAGCCUCGGAAUCGGAAUCGGAAUUGGAAUCGGGAUCGGUAUGAGUCGUCCUGCAUCUGGGCCUGACACACCAUAUGGACUCGGGGACUCGGUCGGCGCAACAAACAAAUAAUCAAACAAACAAACACAAAAACAAAGUGAGCGGAGUAAACGGAGUAAACAGGCCAAAGGAUCUGACGCGUCGGCCCAAAAACGCUGUCAAAAUCACAAAAGCCAGCGUGAUGACGCCUCACAAAUAACCGAAAAACCCGACAAAAGACUCGUUCUGAGGUGGGGGGAAUGGAGUCAGAGAUUGGUGGUCAGAGAUGGCUGUUUCUCGAGGGGAAUAAGGAGCCGCCUUUAAAGGGUUAACCACAGAGCCAGAACAAAUGCCAGUGUAAUUAUUAUGAAUGAAUUUUCUGUAUUUUCUGUACUGCCUUUGUGUGUUGUGGCCAUAUUUUAGAAUAGGUAUGAAUUUUCUCAAUUAAGCUAGAAUUUAGCUAGUUUUAACUGAAAAGCAAAUGGUAACUUAAAUAUUUAAUACACAGUAAAUGGUAGAAAAUGGCCUAUACUAAUAUAUAUUGAUUGAUAUUAAUAAACACUUAAUAUUUAUAUGAAAAGCAGCCAAAUCAGGCAGCUCUGAUUGCGAGAUGGUGAAGAGCAGUCUGAUAAGGAAGGAACAUAAAGAAGUGUGGGAGUUGGCCACCAAAGCCAAAUCAUCAUUGGCAUUGACGUUUUGGCCAACAGAGGGGUUUAUUAUACUUCAGAACCAGCCUGUUGUGUUGGCCUUUCUUCAUUUGUCUUGCCACUUUCUUGUUCCUGCUUUUCGCACGGACAUUUUUCAUCUUUAGUGCCGAAAGACUUCACUCGAGUGGUCUGCUUCUUUUUCGCUGAAUGUUUGGGUAUAUAAAAGCCAGCGAAUCGGCCCAAUGCCACACAAUCAAUUAUCGAAUUCUGCGUGCAACAUGUGCCCACAUUUGAAGCAGUUCUAUGCCAGUUCCCUAAUGGUUAGCCUGGCCAUCCUGCUGCUCCUGCAGCCCGUGGAUGCACGUUGGACUCGCAGACCCAGGCGCACCACCACGCCCAGGAGCACCACCACCAGCAGAACCACCGCCAGUCCGGAUCGCCACCAGCAUGUGCACCACUGGCCGCCACUGGUGGCACCACCUCAACCACAACCACAGCCACAACAAGUAGUUGUGGUGCAGCCACCCACUCACACCAGUGAGACUAGUCCGCGUCUCAUCGAUAGCUUCGAUCAGAGAUCACUGGAUGGGCAGUACGAGUUCAGAUAUCAGCUGGAUAAUGGCAACACACGAUAUGAGCGCGCCUACUGGCUGCCCGUGGGCAAGGAUGUCGUUCUGGCCAAGAAGGGUUACUACUCGGUGCCACUGCCCAAUGACAAGUACUCCACGGUGUUCUACACCGCCGAUCAUCGUGGCUACCACGUGGACAGGCAGACAUUAUCCGCAGAGCAGCCGCUGUUGCCGCGCAGCUUAGAAGUGCCCGGCGUGGAGAGGGUUGUGGACUCCGGAAUAGCCACGGUUACGGGUAUGGGUACGGGUAUGGGUACGGGUACGGGUACGGGGACUAAGCGAAAUUCAAUAAGCGACCCGGAGCGUAACGAGCUGCCUGUGGAAGUGGAUGCGGAUGCGGAUGAGGACGUAGAUGUGGAUGUGGAUGUGGACGCAAGUGACGCUGCCACCGAGCUGGUUCCUAACGCUGUAAAGCAAGUCGAAACCGAAACCGAACCAUCAACUUUGGCCAACGACAUUUUGGCAACUGAAACACCAGCCGACAGCCACGAUGAUGAUCACGAUGACGAUGACGAUGGCGAUGGUGAUGAGGAUGAGGAUGUUGAUGAUGAUGAAGGCGCCUCAAACUGAAAGCCCGAACAUUAGAGGACAUUUCGGCAUACAGCGGAUGGAGAUGGAGAUUGGGAUUGGGAUGGAGAUGGAGACUGGCAGGAGGGGAACUGGCACACACUUGGCUGACUCGCAGCUCGCUCUACUUGCUGCAAAUCAAAUUGAAAACAAUUGUUGCAGUCACCAGUCCGACACAGUUGAGUUGGCCAGCAGUCACCAUGUAUCCCAUGGAGCAGGAGCAGUAGGAGUGGAGUAGGAGCAGUAGGAGCAGUCAAGUCAACUCCACUUAACUCCAUCUUCAUCUUCAUCUUCAACUUGGAAUUCCGGGGGAAUGUGUCUCAAUUGCUCGCUUGACAGCUCCUUUUAGGUCGCUUUCUUUGUUUUCCCGUUUGCCGCUCUCUAUGUGUGAGAUGAUAUAUAUUUUUUUCAAUAUUUAAUAAAAUAAAUAAUAAAUGUAGGAUAUACACUCCGAGUGGCUUUUAACUUAAGCUUGCUAAUAACUUAAAGAGGCGUUGGACGAUUAUUUCAAAGGGGAGCUAUUUAAAGGAAUUAAUAUAUUGAAUUUAAAUAGAUAACUAAGUAUUUUACGCAGCCAUUAAGCUGUUUUCUUUAACAUGCUCAAUAUCUAAUGCUUUAAAAGUGUAAAUGAACCACAAAAGGUUAUCAUCUAGCUGGUGUAUUGCUACGAAAUUACAUCGUGUUCGGAGAGAGACAGAAAACGAGGUCCAUUGAAGCAAUUUCAAAUAGUUUAGAGGUGUCAUAGCCCAUUUCAAUGGCCCCAAAGGGCCAAAGACCAAAGGCACCGUGUGUGUGUGUGUGUGUGUGUGUGUGUGUGUGUGUGAUGGCCAAAAGAUGAGACAUUAUGAGGCUGAGGCUGAGGCGCAGCGCUGACACAAACACAUUCGAGCCUCGAUUUCCCAGCUGCCGACUAGUCAGUCUUUUGUGGUGCCUUUUUGCUGCGCUGCUUUCAAUUUAAAAUGGUUUCUGGAAAAAUGGGAAAAGUGGAAAAACGCCCCAAAUUGGUGAAAAGACGUAGUGAUGGUCGUAGAUUUGUUGGCGGCAAAUCGGUGAGCAUUCAUAAAACUUCUCCAUCUCUGGCACGGCCAUUACCCGCCGCCAACUGCAUGUUCAUGUUCAUGAGUCCUGUAAGACUCGACUUCGCUUUCUCUCACCCACAACCAGGUGCACAUAUGCUCGUAAAAUGCACAGUACACUGCUAGAAAAUCGACAAAUGCCGAAGAUAUACAAAUCACAAAAGUUACAGUUUCAUUUAUUAUGUGCAUACAUACUUACAGAUAUUUUCGCACUGCGCCUUGAGUACAUUUAAGUGGAAUAUUUCCUGGGGGAAAUUCAUAUUUUCGUUGAGUGUCAAGUGAAUCGGGCAGAGUUCUGUGGCAGGAUAACUGCAGCUAUUCAUUUCGCUACUAAUCCAAUGCGGGCCCGGGAUUCGGGUUGGUCCUUUUAGCCGCUCCUUUAGCUCAACCUCCAUCGUCCUGUUUCCCUUCGCUGUCCUUGGUCCGUUUUGUAUUUACGAUUCAGCCAUGCCCACGUAAUGAAUGGCAGGACCUCCAGCUCCUCGGGCGUGUGAAUGAAUUGAGUGUGCAAAUGGCUGAAUGAAUGAAUGGAUGAACCAAUGCGAAUACGAAUGCGAAUGUGAAUGCGGGCGGGAUAUAUGUUUCUUUUUGUGAUUUUUUGUAUUUUUUUUUUUGUGGCCUGAUUGGGCGGCGGAUCGA